This is a messenger RNA of Racocetra persica, 340 nucleotides long. NCBI's taxonomy places the organism in Eukaryota, Fungi, Glomeromycota, Glomeromycetes, Diversisporales, Gigasporaceae. The record is from the annotation of a GenBank genome assembly.
CAUCACUACAUUUAAUGCUUCUUCUGAUUCUUGUAUAUUAUUAGCAAAUGCAUCAUCAAAUAAUCUACGAAAUGAACUAGAAAAGUAUUUACUAUUGCCUUUGGAAGAUAAUUCGAAUCUGUUAGUAUGGUGGCAAGUGCAAAAGGAUUAUCCUGCUUUAAGUUUAAUUGCAAGGGACUAUUUGUCCAUACAAGCUACCAGCAUGGCUUCAGAACAGGCAUUCUCUGUAGCCGGUCUGACUAUUUCAAACAAAAGAAAUAGAUUAGAUGAUAAAUCUGCCAGGGCAAUUCUGUGCCUAAAGAGUUGGCUUCAAAAAGAAAUUUGCACUUUGGACAAUUAG